AUGCUCAAGCCCCAAGCCAACUCAACCCGGGAGCUUGUCUCCUUGGAUGGGAUUUGGAAUUUCGCAGUAGCGUCUUCGCCAACUAUCGAGACAGAGCAAGCUUGGACUAAGUUCAUCUCCCCAAAACUGCAGGUUCCGGUGCCCGCAAGUUACAACGACAUCUUUGUCGACAGAAGUAUCCGGGACCAUGUCGGAUGGGUUUAUUACCAGCGAAAGGUUACUAUCCCGCGAGGAUGGCCCACUUCAGAACGAUACUUUUUGCGUCUCGAUGCCGCAACCCACCAAGGACGUGUCUACAUCAAUGAUCACUUCAUUGUUGAGCACAUUGGCGGUUAUACGCCUUUCGAAGCCGAGAUUACCCAUCUGCUUGCUCCUGGGGAGCAGUUCCGCCUCACUAUAGCAGUGAAUAACGAACUUGGUUGGGAUACUAUCCCCCCUGGGCGAAUUGAGGAGCUCCCAAAUGGGAAGCGGAAACAGCACUACCAGCACGAUUUCUUCAACUACUCUGGGCUGGCACGCUCAGUACACCUCUAUUGCGUGCCUAAAGUUUUCAUCAAUGACAUUACAAUCUCCACGGAUCUUCUUGCCGGUGGUGUCGGCAUUGUGGAUUUUCACAUUGAAACAAGUCAUCCUGUCGAAAAUGAUAGAAUCCGUGUAUCAUUGACAGACGAAGAUGGAAACAUUGUCGCCAAAGGGACAGGACAGAAGAAUCGCAUACAGUUAGACUCGGUACACCCUUGGCAGCCAGGCUCAGCCUAUCUGUAUCAACUCACUGCAAAAAUCCUAUCAAAUGGAGAUGCCGAAAUUCUAGACAGCUACGAGCUUGCUGUUGGGGUACGCUCAGUCAAGGUCAGCGGCAAUCAGUUCCUGAUCAACGAUAAGCCAUUUUAUUUCACCGGAUUUGGCAAACAUGAGGACACACCUAUUCGAGGCAAGGGGUUUGAUCCCGCCUACAUGAUCCACGAUUUUCACUUGAUGGACUGGAUGGGUGCUAAUUCAUUUCGGACGGCACAUUAUCCAUAUGCAGAGGAGGUACUCGACUAUGCAGAUAGGCACGGUAUCGUGGUGAUUGACGAGACUGCAGCGGUCGGCCUCAACCUUGGCAUCGUCGCCGGUGUUUUCGGCUUCAAAGCCCCCCCUACCUUUUCUCCAGAGUCAAUCAACGAAAAGACGCAGGCAGCGCAUGCGCAGGGGAUCCGAGAACUUAUAGCGCGAGAUAAGAACCAUGCCUCUGUGGUUUUAUGGACGAUCGCCAACGAGCCUGCGUCUAGCGAGUCUGGGGCACGCGAGUAUAUGGAACCAUUGGUUACCCUAACGCGCACGCUUGACCCUACUCGUCCAGUCUGCUUCACAAACAUGGGUCACGCAACUGUCGAAAAGGAUAUAAUCACAGAUCUAUUCGAUGUUCUCUGUCUAAAUCGUUACUAUGGUUGGUAUUCACAGAGUGGAGACCUAGAGGCCGCAGAGCAGGCGUUGGAGAAGGAUCUGCUAGGCUGGCAGGAGACAUAUGGCAAACCCAUCAUCAUGACAGAAUACGGCGCCGAUACUCAAGCCGGGCUGCACGCCGUGUGCGAUGUUCCAUGGAGCGAGGAAUAUCAAAGUCGGUUCCUAGAGAUGUUCCAUCGGGUCUUUGACCGAGUCGAUGGUGUUGUUGGAGAGCAUGUGUGGACGUUUGCCGACUUUCACUGCACUUCGACCAUGUUUCGGGUAGAUGGAAAUAAGAAAGGCAUCUUUACGCGAGAUCGAAGGCCGAAGAGUGCCGCACAAGUGCUCCGAAGACGAUGGAGAGAGCAAAAGAAAAUCGCCUAG
This is a messenger RNA of Ilyonectria robusta, 1809 nucleotides long. RefSeq names its product glycoside hydrolase superfamily. Gene Ontology annotation, molecular function: carbohydrate binding; beta-glucuronidase activity. Gene Ontology annotation, biological process: glucuronoside catabolic process; carbohydrate metabolic process. The record is from RefSeq and is a predicted model, not a curated record. Bases 1 to 1809 code for a protein of 602 amino acids. The transcript has a single exon. Lineage: Eukaryota; Fungi; Ascomycota; Sordariomycetes; Hypocreales; Nectriaceae.